AUGACCACCACCAUCGACUCCAAGUCGUACGGCAGCGAUCCCGCAAAGGUCGAGGCCUAUGCCGCAGGUGUCGACCAUGUCGCCGACCUCGACGAGAAGGCGUCCCCCGCCUCCUACAAGGCCGAUGCUAUCGAGGCAGAGCAGGCCGAGCACAACAUGGGAGUCGUGGAAGCCGUCAGGCUCUACCCCAUGGCCUCCCUCUGGGCUUUCAUCAUGUCCACCACGAUUAUCAUGGAAUCCUACUGCGUCUUCCUCAUGGGCGCUUUCGUCGCCAUGGACGAGUUCAAGAACACAUUCGGCGUCAACACCAGCGACGGCAAGCAGAUUGAGGCAUCGUGGCAGUCCGCGCUCCAGAUGGGUGGCCCCCUGGGCGCCAUCAUCGGUGUCUGUAUCGCCGGUCCCAUCACCAGUCGCAUCGGAUACCGCUGGGCUACCAUUUCCGGCCUCAUGUUUCUCAACGGGUUCAUCUUUGUCUUUUACUUUGCCAACUCGCUCGCCGUCAUGUUCGUCAGCCAGCUCCUCGAGGGUAUCCCUUGGGGCAUCUUCAUCGCCAACGCGCCCGCCUACUGCUCCGAGAUCGUCCCCAUGCGCCUGAGAGCCCCGGCCACCCAGAUGCUUCAGAUGUUCUGGGCCAUUGGCGCCAUCAUCGUCGGCGGUGUCUGCUACGUCUACGAGAGCAAGCUCGACCCCAGCGCGUACAGAGUCCCCAUUGCCCUCCAAUGGAUGUUCCCCACUCCCCUCGCCAUCCUGCUCUUCCUCGCCCCCGAGUCACCUUGGUGGCUGGUUCGCAAGGGACGUCUCGAGGAAGCCGCCGUUUCGGUUCGCCGCCUUGGACGUGCCUCGGCCGUUACCAACACUGAGGAGUCCAUCGCCAUGAUGCGUCGUACCAUUGAGCUUGAGAAGUCCGUCAAGGAGCCCAGCUACUUUGAGCUUUUCAAGGGCACCGACAGAUACCGCACCCUUAUCGUCUGUGGUGUCUACGCUGCCCAGAACCUUACUGGUAACCUUAUCGCCAAUCAGGCUGUUUACUUCUUCAGACAGGCCGGCAUUGACUCCAACCUUGCUUUCGCCCUGGGUCUCAUCACCUCAGCCCUCCAAACCGUCUUCGUCAUGCUUUCGUGGGUUCUCACGACCUACCUCGGCCGCCGCACCAUCUACGUCUGGGGUUCCCUCAUCAACGUCGCCUUCCUCUUCGCCCUCGGUAUCGCAGGUUCCGUCGGCAAGUCCACCGCCGCCUCCUUGGCGAUGGCCUCUUUGGGUCUCAUUGUCUCGGUCGGAUUCACUCUCGGACCCGCGCCCGCCUCGUGGGUCAUCAUCGCCGAGACAUCGUCCAUUCGCCUCCGUCCCUUGACCACUGGUAUCGGACGUGCCGCCUACUACGUUGUCAACAUUCCCUGCAUUUUCCUCGCCACUUACAUGCUCAACCCCACGGGUGUCAACUUGGGCGGCAAGUGCGGUUACGUUUGGGGUGCCACAGGUUUCUUCUGCUUCGUCGUCUCGUUCUUCUUCUUGCCGGAGAUGAAGGGCCGUUCCUUCCGCGAGAUCGACAUCAUGUUCAAGCGCAAGGUCCCUGCUCGGAAGUGGAAGAAGACUGUUGUCGACAUCAACGAUGACGAGUAG
Messenger RNA from Colletotrichum orchidophilum, 1620 nucleotides. RefSeq names its product sugar porter family MFS transporter. NCBI's taxonomy places the organism in Eukaryota, Fungi, Ascomycota, Sordariomycetes, Glomerellales, Glomerellaceae. The record is from RefSeq and is a predicted model, not a curated record. Gene Ontology annotation, molecular function: carbohydrate:proton symporter activity. Gene Ontology annotation, cellular component: membrane. Gene Ontology annotation, biological process: carbohydrate transport; transmembrane transport. The transcript has 4 exons. Bases 1 to 1620 code for a protein of 539 amino acids.